AUGGAUUUUGAGAUUGAAGAUAUUAGUUCUGAUAUUAAAGCUUAUGAGGCUUCUCUUCAACAUUUGGAGCAGGAGUCCUACAGCAUCCUCAGUGAAACGGAUUUUCAGAAGGAGAAACAAAAGAUUGAGGAAGAAGAAAAGAAACUUAGAGCUGAUAUUGAAGAAGCUGAAAAGCAAUAUCCAGAAGUUAUUUCUGAGAUGAAAGAUCUUGAAACAAAAUCUAAACAAUUUAAGGAAUUGAAAGAGCAGAUAGCCCAUCUGGAACUGUUAAAGCAUACAAAUGUUCUUAAUGAUGCAUUCUAUAUUUCACACCAUGGAGUAUUUGGAACAAUAAAUAACCUCCGUCUUGGACACUCUCAUGAGGUUGAGUGGGAUGAGAUAAAUGCUGCUUGGGGUCAAGUUGCACUUCUGUUGCAUAUCAUGGCUCAGUUUGGUCCAGCGAAUGUGUUGUUCAGCACCCGAUAUGAUGUUGCCAUGACAUGGUUUCUGAGGUGUCUGCAGGAGUUUGUUGAGUUCGCUGUAAGUUUGGACAAAGAGAACAAUGUUCCACCUGAUAAGUCAUUGAAGGUCCCUUAUAAGGGUGUAAACCCCUCCAGCUUCGUAAAAAAAAAUCAUGUCACUCAAGCAUCAGAUUUCUUCAAUUUGUUGCUUAUUAUGGCAUAUCUUCACUUUGCAACUUCACUUAAAGAAAUAUUUUAA
Miscanthus lutarioriparius is the source of this 699-nucleotide messenger RNA. NCBI's taxonomy places the organism in Eukaryota, Viridiplantae, Streptophyta, Magnoliopsida, Poales, Poaceae. The record is from the annotation of a GenBank genome assembly.